This is a messenger RNA of Cylicocyclus nassatus, 831 nucleotides long. Lineage: Eukaryota; Metazoa; Nematoda; Chromadorea; Rhabditida; Strongylidae. The record is from the annotation of a GenBank genome assembly.
AUGUGGAAAAGUCGAGGAUCGAGGAUGUUCAAUAGUUUUUACUACCGUUGUUGCUGGAAUGAGAGCUGGAUUAACUUAUUCACACUUAUAUUUUUCCUGACGACUAUGUAUGUAAGAUUUUUCCCUGUUUUUAAUCCCACGUUCUUCUAUCUCAAUCGCUUCAAAUGGUGGACAAACUUUGCACAGGUUGCAAAGCAGCAUGUAUUUUUUUUACAAAUUUGGAACGUCCUUGUGACCGUCGGAGGGCGCUUUUGCACCAUAUGUUUACCACACUCGAUAAUAACACACACUGCUGAGCAAAUGAAUACAUGGAAAAUAUUUAUACUACAAACAUUAUUCCCUACAGUGACGGCAAUACCUCUUUAUUGCAUCUGUGAUAAUGCAUACGUGUGGAAAGGCGAAAGGCCACUGUUUCUAAGUGCUUUGAAUCCAACCUGUGAAAAGGUUUUCUAUAUCUCCGGUUACACCUACCGCUAUGUGGCACUUGUACUUUCGACUCUCGCUUAUGUUUCUAUGUUCUGUCUGAUGCGAAAGAAGGCAAAUCGCAACGAAAUGCGCAUUCUGAUUCAUGGAGGAAGUCUUCUGUCAGCAAUAUUAGCUUCUAUAAUAUCUAGGACAUCCCAGAAACUCGAAAUAGGAAGUAAUCACCCAUUGAUGCGAGUGUUCUACUUCACAACCUUUUUGUGGAUUCCAUUAACUGAUGUAGUAAUAACAUUCUGGAUUGUGGCAUCUUUGCGGCGUACUCUCAACCCAUUCAAAAAGGGAGAAUCGAGAACAAAUCAUCAGAGUAUAACUAUUAACUCGAAGAACGCUUCUGCACCGUGUCGUUAA